AUGGCAAGCAUUCUUGAAAAUCGUCUUUUCAUUGCUGGAGAAUUCGUUGAAGGAAACGGUGACAUGAUAACUGUAAUCAAUCCAGCCACAAAAGAAACAAUCGCAUCGGUACAUGUUGCUGGUGCCAGUGAGGUGGACACCGCGGUUGAUAAAGCGGAGAAAGCAUGGCCAGCCUGGGCGAAUGGGGACCCCUCAAUACGCGCGAAGGUAUUGAAUAAAGUGGCUGAUGUCGUGGAGGAGAAUGUGAAUAGCAUCGCGACGGUGCUAUCGUCUGAGAUGGGGAAGAUCCUGUCAGACUGCAUUAAUGAUGCGUAUUACCUUGCGCAUAUUUUCCGUUACUUCGCGGGCAUGGCGGACAAAGUCCACGGUAAAACCAGUCUCAAUGUACCUGGGUUUGUGGGAAUGGAAAUUCGGCAACCUUAUGGCGUCACUGCUGGGAUCAUUCCAUGGAAUAGCCCUCUCAGCAUGCUGGCAUGGAAGACGGCCCCAGCAAUGGCGACGGGGAACGCUAGCAUUAUCAAGACUAGUGAGAAAUCACCGUUAAACGCCCUCGUCUUUGCAAAGUUGGCAAAACAAGCUGGUGUUCCUGAUGGAAUUUUAACCAUCCUCAGUGGUGGACGCGAGACCGGGGAGCUUCUAUCCUCCCAUAUGCGCAUCAGAAAGAUAGCAUUCACUGGAUCCCCUGCUGCCGGAAGGGCUGUAGCGCAAGCCGCCGCUCGUUCAAAUCUAAAAUCAGUCACCCUGGAGCUCGGAGGCAAAAGCCCGUUCAUUGUCUUUGACGAUUGUGAUUUCGAAGACAUGCUACCCAAGGCUGUGGCAAGCUUUACCUCAAACUCCGGACAAGUGUGUAUCGCGGGGAGCAGAAUAUACGUUCAAGAUACUAUAUACGACAAGUUCAUUCAAAGGCUUGCUACUAGCGUCGAGAGUAUAAGCUUCGGAGACCCGAGCGAUCCAAAUAACGUAUCAGGCCCCAUGGUCGAUUAUCUUCAGUACAACCGAGUCAUGGAAUACCUUGAAAUCGGUAAAAAGGAAGGAAACUUGUUAGCCGGAGGGGUCGCAGGCUCGGAAAAGGGAUACUAUGUCAGGCCAACCGUCUUUACGGAUGUCAGCGACGACGCAAGAAUAAAUCGGGAAGAAAUUUUCGGGCCUGUAGCCGUCGUACAUAAAUUUUCAACUGAAGAAGAGGUUCUGAGAAGAGCGAAUGACACUGAAUAUGGGCUAUCAUCAUAUGUUUUUACCAAGGAUAUUUCUAGAGCCAUCCGAUUUGCGAAGGGCCUUGAAGCAGGGAUGGUUGUAAUUAAUUCAUCGUGGACUGCGGACUCAAAUCUAGGCUUCGGGGGUUGGAAAGGCUCAGGUAUUGGACGUGAACUUGGAGAGCAUUCAAUCAACGCGUAUACAGAAGUCAAGACGAUUUUCAUUCGCUGA
Messenger RNA from Psilocybe cubensis, 1425 nucleotides. RefSeq lists its product as uncharacterized. Bases 1 to 1425 code for a protein of 474 amino acids. NCBI's taxonomy places the organism in Eukaryota, Fungi, Basidiomycota, Agaricomycetes, Agaricales, Agrocybaceae. Gene Ontology annotation, molecular function: aldehyde dehydrogenase (NAD+) activity. The transcript has 13 exons. The record is from RefSeq and is a predicted model, not a curated record.